Molecule: messenger RNA, 1700 nt
Organism: Plectropomus leopardus (leopard coralgrouper)
Lineage: Eukaryota; Metazoa; Chordata; Actinopteri; Perciformes; Serranidae
Gene: grap2a
Product: GRB2 related adaptor protein 2a
Molecular function (GO): protein binding
Source: RefSeq, a predicted model, not a curated record
UCUCGUCACGCAGCAGCAUCAGAGCGGAGGACAACCGCACAGAGCGGAGAUACACGGAGCUCAGAAAUCAUCUUAACUGGACUUCAUCUAAUCAUCAGCGGAAGAGAACGCCUCACACCUAAACCGGGACUUUUAUUUGUUUAUGUAAACAUUUAGUUGAGCCUACAAUUAUGCUGCUGUGUUCACUCUGCGGAGAGAGAAGAAGCCAGCCUUAGAAUAAAUUCUCCACACGUUCAACUCCACUGCGGAGGAAAGAAACACUUGUCGUGGACUCUCUCUUCGUCCCUUUUGUUUGUUUGCUAAACCUUCUGGACGCUUCAGCCGGACCUGAUGGAAGCCAGGGGAAAGUAUGAUUUCACUGCAACAGCAGACGACGAGCUCAGCUUCAGGAAGGGCGAUAUACUGAAGAUUUUAAGCCCACAGGAUGAGUGGUAUAAAGCAGAGAUGAACGGACAGGAAGGAUUCGUACCACAAAACUACAUCGAGAUGCAGACUCCGAGGUGGUUUCAGGAGAAUGCCAGUCGCAGCGCUGCAGAGGAAGUCCUCAGGUACAAAGAUGUGGGAGACUUUGUGAUCAGAGGAUGUCAGAGCUCCCCGGGAGACUUCUCCAUCUCUGUCAAACAUGAGAGCGACGUUCAGCACUUCAAAGUGAUGAGAGACCAGAAAGGCCAGUACUUCCUGUGGUCUGAGAAGUUCACCUCUCUAAACAAGCUGGUGGACUUCUAUAAGUCCACCUCCAUCUCUAAAACCAGGGAGAUCUACCUCAACGACGGCAGCGCAGACAAUAAGAGCCCGUCCGGGGUCCAGUCGGUGAAGAGAGGAAGUUUGCCUGAACAGCGCAGCACAGCUACAGCUGCCGUUGCUUCCCCGCGGAGAGCUUCAGACCAGCCCAACAACCAGCUGGCUAAGAGAGCUGGUCUAGAGGAGCGUGCACACACCAUCGGUCACACAGGAAGAAGCAGCCCCAUCACAGCUGCCUAUCCGCCCCGUCGCACAUCUGAAACCAUGCCUCUCCCUCAGAGGGCGUCCACGAUGCAGGUGAAGGCGCUGUACGCCUUCACUGCCGAAGAGGACGACGAACUUGGUUUCAACGCCGGCGACAUCAUCGAGGUGAUGGAUCGCUCCGACGCGUCGUGGUGGAAAGGGAGGCUGCGGGGGAAAAGUGGGCUGUUCCCUGCCAACUACACAAUACAGCUGUGAGAAAACACCCCAGGCGAUGCACAUAGUUUGCCUGCACACGAUCACAGACUCGCUCUGCAGGUGCAUCAUUAUGUGUUUUUGAACACAAACACUGACUCAUCUUAUGUCUGCAGCUUGUGUUCAUCAAGACGUCGGAGCCGAUGGAAGUGUGAGACAGAUAGAGUUUUCAGAUAUUGAUAACAUAUAUGCUGCACAAAGGAGCAGAGACACACCUGCAGGGACUUCCGAAAACCUGGUCCAUAUUCAACUACUGCAGAAUGCAGCGAGGAACGUUUGGUCAUUUGUAUCAUGACAUAUCUGACAGCAAGUAUUUAUUUGCAAAACCCUCUUGACCAGUCUGUUGAUAAAUCGCCUUCAAUCCAACUGUUUCUGCUCGCAUUGUUAGUGGACGCAUAUUUUAUACCAUAAAAAAGUUUUGUAUGAUAAACAAUCAGCAGAUUUCUCAAGAAUGCUUAAAAAAGGUGUGUAACUUCCUCCAAUAAAAUAUAUUUUUGUUAUCA